Messenger RNA from Brassica napus (rape), 453 nucleotides. RefSeq lists its product as uncharacterized. The coding region runs from base 1 to 453 and encodes 150 amino acids. NCBI's taxonomy places the organism in Eukaryota, Viridiplantae, Streptophyta, Magnoliopsida, Brassicales, Brassicaceae. The record is from RefSeq and is a predicted model, not a curated record. The transcript has a single exon.
AUGUCCAAGAACUUGAUAUCACUUAGUCUUUUGGAUAGCAAAGGUUUCAAGUAUCCAGGUGGAGAUGGAGUUCUGAGUGUCUACAGGGGUUCAUAUGUGAUUCUCAGAGGUUUCAUUCAUGGUACUUUGUAUUUACUAGAAGGUUCUACAGUUUCAAGUUCAGCAAAUGUUGCAUUUCCAGAGGUUCGCAAAGAAGAUAUUGACAAGUUGUGGCAUAUGAGGCUUGGACAUAUGGGCGAGCGUGGGAUGCAUAUUCUGUCGAAGCAGGAUCUUCUUUGUAGUCAUAAGACCAAGAGCCUUGAGUUCUGUGAGCACUGUGUGUUUGGGAGGCUGCACAGAAAGAAGUUUCCUAAGGUUGUUCAUAAAACAAAAGGCAUGCUGGAUUACAUCCAUUCAGAUUGUUGGGGUCCCUCCAAGGUGGAGUCGCUGAAGGAUCAUAGGUAUUUUGUGUAG